CCCUCCCCGCCGGCAGCGAUGCUCAGUCCCGGCUCAGCCUGGCAGCGGCGCGGGCAGGGAGGGCACACCAGCCGGCCGAGCGAGGCCAUGGACGGGAUGAACGGCACGGAGCCGUGGCAGCGCAGCCUGCAGGCGGUGCUGAGCGCCCUGAACCAGACCCUGCACGGGGCCAGGUCCUGCCCCGGGCAGCCCCCGGUGACAGGGGACACGCGUCGCAACGCCAACGCCUACAUGUACAUCCUGUUCGUCAUGACGCUCUUCGCCGCCACCGUGGGCAGCCUCAUCCUGGGCUACACCCGCUCCCGCAGGGUGGACAAGCGCAGCGACCCCUACCACGUCUACAUCAAGAACAGGGUCUCCAUGAUCUGAGCCUGGCCCGCGCCCCGUCCCCCGGAGCCGCGGGGCUCGGGCUCACCGGGCUGGGCACGCCCUGCUCGCCGGGGCAUGCGGCAGGGCUGCUGGCCCCGGAGCUGCUGGGAACCCCCCAAACUGCUGGGAUCCUCCCAGAUCUGCUUGGAACCCCAUAGAACUGCUGGGAACCCCAUAGAGUUGCUGGGAACCCCCCAAAGCUGCUGGGAACCCCCCAAAACUGAUGGGAACCCCCCAAAACUGCUGGGAUCCUCCCAGAGCUGCUUGGAACCCCAUAGAACUGCUGGGAACACCAUAGAACUGCUGAGAACCCCCCAAAACUGCUGGGAACCCCAUAGAGUUGCUGGGACCCCCAUAGAACUUCUGGGAACACCCCAAAGCUGCUGAGAACCCCCCCCAGAGCUGCUGGGAACACCCCAAAGCUGCUGGGAUCCCCAUGGAGCUGCUGGGAACCCCAUGGACCUGUUGAGAACCCCCAAAGCUGCUGGGAACCCCCCAGAGCUGCUGGGAGCCCCAUACAGCUGCUGAGAACCCACCCCGAGCUCCUUGGAACCCCCAAAAGCUGCUGGGAGCCCCCCAGAGCUGGAAGAAGGUGACCUGCAAGCAGGCGCUGGUCCUGCAGCCCCACCGGGACUCCAGCGUGUCCAUGGGGCUGGCAGGGCAGCUCCUUUCGCACCGCGGGCUGGCAGAAGCCUUCGAGGAGAAGGUUUCCCCGUUUCCCAGCUCGGAUCAGCCCUCGCUGGGCUCCCAGCAGCCGCGGCUGUGGCCAGCGGGGGGUUCUGGGGCUGAAAGGCGGCGGUGCUGGAGCUGGAUGGGCCCUGCUGCUCUGGCAGGGAAUUAAAGGAUCUGCUGGGCUCGGG
Serinus canaria (Common canary) is the source of this 1229-nucleotide messenger RNA. It is a transcript of the gene KCNE3, whose product is annotated as potassium voltage-gated channel subfamily E regulatory subunit 3. Gene Ontology annotation, cellular component: membrane. The record is from RefSeq and is a predicted model, not a curated record. Lineage: Eukaryota; Metazoa; Chordata; Aves; Passeriformes; Fringillidae. Gene Ontology annotation, biological process: potassium ion export across plasma membrane; membrane repolarization during action potential; regulation of heart rate by cardiac conduction. Gene Ontology annotation, molecular function: voltage-gated potassium channel activity involved in ventricular cardiac muscle cell action potential repolarization; delayed rectifier potassium channel activity; potassium channel regulator activity. The transcript is spliced from 2 exons. Bases 19 to 369 code for a protein of 116 amino acids.